AUGAACAAGAUGCAGGCAGGAGUCACGGUGCCCACUGGGGUCAACCAGUCCUGGUGGGAUGGACUUGUCCGCACGCUCGGGCAGCGGAUUACCCCCUCCCGCUCCCCGUGGGACGCCAGGCGCUGCUUCACCUGCACCUCCCAGCUCAGGGUGCACAGCUCUGAUGUCCUCUGGCCAGAGACCUCUUCGCUCCAGGUCCCAGGAGCAUACAUGCCCACCGUCUCUUUUACAGGCCCCAACCUCUACUUCUACUAUUUUCACUUUGCAGCUGCUCUCUCGCUUUCCUACAGUUUCUCCAUCACAUCUCAGCCCAGGCCUGGACCAUCAUGGUGUGAGAUUCAAGGCCAAGUGAAUGAAAACAAGUUUCUUUCCUAUACCUGUGGGAGCAAGGAGGUCUUUCCUAUACCUGCUGGUCCUCUGGGGACGAAGCUGAAGGACACAGCGUUUUGGGGGACACAGAGGGAACCUCUGAAAGACCUAGGGGAAGAGCUCAGAAAGAAACUGCUGGACAUUUUCACUAAGAGUGAUUCUCUCACCAUGCAGGGCAGCCUGAUGCGUGAGUGUGGGGCCCACGGACACACCAGAGGAUCCUGGUGGUUCGCCUUCAAUGAGCAGUUAACUCACUUCUUUGACCCAGAGAACAAGGUUCCUCCGGGAGGCCAACAGUUCAGAGGCAUGUUGGACAAUGAUGAAGAGCUGACCAAGCUCCUUGUGGGGACGUCAAAGGGAGACUGUAAGAGCUGGCUCCAGCAAGUAUGGGAGCCCUGCGAUGAAAUGCAGGCGACCACAGCGCCACCAGCAACGCAGCCAGAUGUGGCCCAGACCAGGAACAUCUGCAUGGUCAUUGUGAGCCUCGACGUUGUCGUUAUCGUCAUCGUUGUCGUCCUCAUUGUCAUCAUAAUUUGCAUAAUCAUCAAAAAUUGACACUCUGUGUGGAACUUCUUUAGAAG
Messenger RNA from Lutra lutra (Eurasian river otter), 950 nucleotides. Its product is annotated as UL16-binding protein 3-like. Gene Ontology annotation, biological process: antigen processing and presentation of endogenous peptide antigen via MHC class I via ER pathway, TAP-independent; immune response; positive regulation of T cell mediated cytotoxicity. Lineage: Eukaryota; Metazoa; Chordata; Mammalia; Carnivora; Mustelidae. Gene Ontology annotation, cellular component: external side of plasma membrane. The record is from RefSeq and is a predicted model, not a curated record.